UAAAUGAGAUGUUCUGUAAUUGUAGUGUAUUUGAAUUUAAAUGAAAGUUUUCAUUAUUAUUAUUAUCAUUUUAUCACAACAAUGUUAUUAGUUUUUCUUAUUACCUUUGGCCCGCUUAAAGAAAGGUUUGAAGGAUCUCAGCCCAGUCUCCAAAAAGGUUGCCCACCCCUGAUGUAGACAGUAAACAAGUCAUCAAAACAUGUUAUUAUCAUUCGGUAUGAGCACAGGUCUUCCCUCUCAUAGCCUCUGCAACAGCAUCUCAAAGCAAAGACAGUGAAUGCUCCUAGUCCAAAUUGAUUUUGAAAAAUAUUAAUAAUAUAUCCUUGUUUUGUCUUUAACUCUUAAUUAUCUACUUGAUAGCUGUGCAGGUUGUGAAAACAAGAAACGGUUAUACUACCUUCAUCUGAAGUCACGAUUUUGAAUUCAAUGUUCUGAAAGUACAAAAACAAAAGUUGAUGAAUAACAGGUGGUUGUGCAGCCAGAAUUUUUUGCUCUACUUCACUCACUUAGAGGCACACAAUUUCCCUUUCUGAUUUCUAGGAUUAACUUCUUUUUCAGUCUGAGCUAUUGGUCUUGUGUUCUACGGAACAUCUGAGAAAUAGUUUUCUCAAUUCAGCUGAUCUUAAUUAUUGAUCAUAGAGAAAAGAAAAGACAAGAAAGGGAGUAAACAGAUUGUGGAUCUGUUUCUGAAGAAAGUUGGUGACACAAUUUGUUCUACUUUAUGCACUUUGACAAAUUGCUUGCCUGCAUCAAGGGAUAGAGUGGUUUGAGAUCCCAGCUGCUAGCAUGCUUGCAAGCCAAUACUAAUUGAAAUUAUAUUCACUAUCAACUAUCAACACUUUAUCUCAAGUUGUUCUUCCACUUUUGAUAUUUAGUAUGUUUCCAAAUGUGCUGUUUCUAUGUCACUGUCAUCCAAGACGGCUAGCAACUUUAGGUUAUUGGCACAAAAUGUUUGUCCCUUAUUUUUUGUCACCUUUUUAGAAACAAGAUAUUUUUCAAAAUCUUUUGAACAACCCAGAACCAACCUGUUUGGAUUAGCUUUCAAGUUCAGAUUCUCCAAAGAUUCUUGAGAUAAACUUUCAUGUCACUUUUGCAUUUUUAUUGUUGGUCUCCUGUCAUUAAGGUGACUGUGAAACGCAACAUCUCCAGCAUUUUCAGCACUAGCCUACCUCUCUGCUUUAAUAAUAUUUAGCACAACUUAGUAUCAAGUGGCCAAACAAACACAACAUUUUGCCAAGCCAUGCUGGUAAAGCAUUAAAAAUAAUAGAAAAGCUGAAUGAUAGAUAUUUUUGUUCUCCUACAACCAUCGCUUAACAUAGACCGGUCUGUGCUUAAAAUCACUGAUAAACGUUAGUGAGAUGACCAAACAUAACCAACACUGGACAUAGCAAGCAUGUUGAUUGUAGUGUGUGCUCCAAUCCCAUAACUUGAAAGUAAAUGGUCUGGAACACAGGCUAAUUGAUUGUUGCUCAAUCUACAGUUUAGUUUGUUAGGGCUGUUCUUAAGAUGGAAGCAUCCCGUGGCCUCUUGCAAUCUUUGAUUGCUUAACCCUAGGUACCGACUGGAUUUUCUCCAAUAUUGAUCAUUUGAAAAAUUGUGGUAAUAGAAAGCCGUACAAUGUCUUCAAAUAAUUUGUAUCUUAUUGGCAAGAUUCUGAAAUUUAUUGCCACAGUUAGAUGGAGGUCCUAGUGAAAAUAGGGUUUUAGUGUUUGGUAUUUAUCAUGCUUAAUAGAUUUAUCAAUGUAUGUUUCCUCUACAUAUUAUGACAAAAUUCGUUUGGAACAUGCCACAGGGAUUUAAGCCUUAUUUAACAUCUUUAGUUAACAUCCUUAUUUAACAUCCUGUCUUUCAAAGCCUUGUCCCAGAACAACUGAGGUUUCACGUUUGUUGACUCUGAGAAAUUCCUUUUCUCUCAGGGAUAUAUAACUAGCUGUUGUUUAAAGGCAGAUAAAAGUCUUUUGAAUAACCAUACCAAAAAAUCUUUAAGAUAUCUUAAUUUCAAUAGUGCUAUGUUAUUGCUUAUAAUUCCUGUCCUUUCUGAACGGAUUUGUUCCAAUAAUGCCGAAUGUUUGCCCUCUACCAUUGAAAAUCCCCCUUGCCUUGUUUAUUAGGACUUACGGAUUAGUCGGAAGUAAUCUUUGAGAAGUAUUCUCGAAUGGAAAGUAGGAAUUUUGAAUGGAUGAUAGUUCGGUUAGAUGAUAUUUUCGUGUAAUCGUGUACGAAAAGGGAGCAGCGUUUCGAACCGCACGGGAAAAACAUUUUCUAUUUUUCCAUGAUGGAUCCAAGGGAAGCUAACGACGUCAAGGGAAAGGAACCGUCAAAUUAUGUUGGUUUCGCAAAUUUACCAAAUCAAGUUCACAGGAAGUCAGUCAAGAAAGGCUUUGAGUUCACGUUAAUGGUAGUUGGUGAAUCUGGCCUAGGCAAAUCAACCCUAGUUGAUAGUUUGUUUUUGACAAACCUAUACAAAGAUAGAGUGAUUCCUAGUUCUGCAGAGAGAAUAAAAAAGACAGUUGAGAUCAAACAGUCGAGUGUUGAUAUCGAGGAAAAGGGCGUUCGACUUAGGUUAACUGUGGUUGAUACCCCCGGCUUUGGUGAUGCAGUCAACAGUGAGAAAAGCUGGGAAGCCAUUGUGAAUUACGUUAACAGACAGUACGAUUCGUAUCUGACUGAUGAGUCGGGCCUAAAUCGAAGAAAUAUCGUGGAUAACAGGGUUCAUUGCUGCCUGUAUUUUAUCAGCCCCAUUGGACAUGGGUUGAAACCUCUAGAUGUUAUUGUUAUGAAGUCUUUACAUGAUAAAGUAAAUAUUGUUCCUGUUAUCGCCAAGGCAGACACACUUACGAAGAAAGAAAUGAAGACACUAAAAGAAAGGGUUUUACAAGAAGUACAAAGACAUGGAAUCCAAAUAUAUCAGUUUCCCGACUCUGAUGAAGAAGAGGAUGACGAAGAAUUUAUUGAAAUAAAUAAAGAACUGAAAGAAGGAGUUCCCUUUGCUGUUAUUGGGAGCAAUAGUGUAAUCGAAGUGAAUGGGAGAAAGGUCAGAGGAAGGUCGUACCCAUGGGGUGUUGUUGAUGUUGAGAACCCAAACCACUGUGAUUUCAUGAUGUUGCGAAAUAUGCUGAUUAGGACACAUAUGCAGGAUUUGAAGGAUGUAACAAAUGACAUACACUAUGAAAAUUUCCGCGCUCAAAAACUAGCUGGCGGCAAUUUCAACCCCGCAAAAAUGAUCAAAGUGGACGAUAGGAGAAAGCGACAGAGUGGGAUCCAUGAUGAACGAGAUAUGUUGCUUAUGGAAAAGGAAGCAGAGCUACGAAAGAUGCAAGAAAUGCUGGCUAAAAUGCAACGGGAAAUGAUGCAGCAAAGCAAUUAGACAAUCUUUGGUUGCAGUGCAGCAAAACACGGAGAGAGGUAUGUCCGUAAUCUAUAACGGUUGCCCGAAUAAUCGCCUCGAACAGAUCUAAUAGAACAAUCCACCUUAUCGAUAGGCCCAGGUUAUAUUUGCAAAUUUAACGUAAAGCAGAUUAAUAUUGUAGAGGAGAUAGAUUUUUUAGGCCAGAGGUUUGAUAUUGUGUAAUAGCAUUGACAACUUGCCUAUGUAUGUUUUUAAUUUAAAGGACUUUUUAUUCUAGUCAGUACAUUUGUAUUAUAGAUUAAACGACAAUAGACGGAUUGCCUUAAUGUCUUUAGUCCCGUGUCUUUAAAUUUUUCCCGUUCUAUUUAUGGUUGUUGUGGAAUAUCUUAGCUUGUGCUUAUUGACAUAAUUGGUUAAUUUGGAAAGUUAAAUUUUUAUGAUUUUGGUUCUUUUAAACUAUAAAUAUAAUUUGUGACCCUUUCACGAGUGUAAAA
Messenger RNA from Rhopilema esculentum, 3843 nucleotides. Its product is annotated as septin-1. NCBI's taxonomy places the organism in Eukaryota, Metazoa, Cnidaria, Scyphozoa, Rhizostomeae, Rhizostomatidae. Gene Ontology annotation, molecular function: GTP binding. The record is from RefSeq and is a predicted model, not a curated record.